UCAACUCUUAACUGAGGAAAGAAAACCGAACAGUAUACAAGCAUGUUUUGCCCAGUGAAGGUGCACAGCGUUGGAAUGAAACGAAGCUGCUCGAAAAGGGUAAAACUGACCGAAAAGAAAAAGGCGAGCGUCUGAGGGCAAGCAGGGCACCAGAGGGAGCGGGGGCGUAAAGAAUGCGGCCGGGUGUCACACGGACGGCGAAACAACAAACACGCCAAGGGGAGACGGCCGGCCUGGACUCUGUCCUCGCUUCAGCCCUGCGACGGCAGGCGCGUGUGGAGAAGCUUUUCUCGUACGUGAACUGACGGCGGCGGUAGCGCCCUCGCUAUCCCCCCUCGCGCCCCUGCGGAGACGGAGGGCGCAGGAGAAGGAAGGAGGACGAGGAGGCGGGGGGAAACUGCAACGCCAGGAGCAGGAGGAGGAGGAGGAGGAGGAAGUAGCGGCGACCGACGAGAAGGGAGCUUGGCGGAGGCGGAGCCGGCGCUUGAGCCCGGCCGGCCUGCACUCGGCUCAUUACGACGGCCGCCACCGGCAGCAGCAGCAGCAGCAGCAUUUGGCUGCCUUCGGAAAUGGGUCUUGAAAGUUAAUGAGUCUGGAUAAGGUGCAUCAAUGUGGAAGCAUCGGUUUCAUACGUUUUAGGGACAGAUCUGUGGUACACUCAAGAAUAAACAAUCCCUACCAGAAUUGCUGCAUUUCAUAAUGAAGAAAAUUAGUCUCAAGACCAUUCGUAAAUCUUUUAACUUAAAUAAAAGCAAAGAUGACAGUGACUUCGUUGUGGUUGCACAGCCAUCAUUAAAUGAUUUUGGAAAAGAUGACUCCUUGUUUGCAGGCUGUUAUGGUAAAGAUUUGGCUACCUGUGACAUGAACGGCGAAGAUGAGAAAGGUGGCAAAAACAGAUCAAAGAGCGAAAGCUUAAUGGGUACAUUAAAAAGACGACUUUCAGCAAAACAGAAACAAAAAGGUGGAAAGGGCAGCACACCAUCUGUGAGCUCUGCUGAUGAAGAUACCUUUUCUUCUUCUUCUGCUCCAAUAACUUUCAAAGAGGUAAGAGCUCAAAGACCUCUUCGGUCCACAUCCCUCCGAAACCACCACUAUAGUCCAACACCAUGGCCUCUUCGGCCAACAAACUCAGAAGAAACAUGUAUAAAAAUGGAAGUGAAAGUAAAGGCCUUGGUCCACUCGACAAACCCAAGCCCUGCACUGAAUGGUGUACGCAAAGAUUUCCAUGACUUGCAGCCAGACAGCAGGUUCCAUGAACAAAACAGUGCAUUCAAAAGUACAGAAUCUCAGAAUGGAGAUUUGCAUCUUCAUAUUGAUGAACACGUGCCUGUAGUUAUUGGACUUAUGCCUCAGGACUACAUUCAGUACACUGUGCCUUUAGAUGAGGGAAUGUAUCCUUUGGAAGGAUCACGUAGUUACUGUCUGGAUAGUUCCUCACCCAUGGAGGUUUCGACAGUUUCUUCUCAAAUGGGUAGUAGUACGUUUCAUGAAGAAGAGGUUUCAGUGAAUCAAGACGUAGUAGUUGCUCCAGAUAUCUUUGUGGACCAAGCAGUAAACGGUUUAUUGAUUGGUACAACAGGAAUCAUGUUGCAAAGUCCAAGAGUUAAUGAAGUUCCCCCACUCUCGCCAUUGCUACCUCCAAUACAGAAUAAUCAAAUCCAAAGGAACUUUAGCAGCCUGAAUGGCACAGAUGUCCAUGUGGCUGAAAGUAUGCGCUGCCAUUUGAAUUUUGAUCCUAACUCUGCACCAGGAGUUGCAAGAGUCUAUGAUUCUGUACAAAAUAGUGGCCCGAUGGUUGUAACAAGUCUCACAGAGGAACUUAAAAAACUGGCGAAACAAGGAUGGUACUGGGGUCCAAUCACACGAUGGGAAGCAGAGGGGAAAUUAGCAAAUGUUCCCGACGGUUCAUUUCUUGUACGAGACAGCUCUGAUGACCGCUACCUUUUAAGUCUGAGUUUCCGUUCUCAUGGUAAAACACUUCAUACUAGAAUUGAGCAUUCAAAUGGUAGGUUUAGCUUUUAUGAACAGCCCGAUGUGGAAGGACAUACUUCUAUAGUUGAUCUAAUUGAACACUCGAUUAGAGACUCUGAAAAUGGUGCAUUUUGCUAUUCGAGAUCUCGAUUACCUGGAUCUACAACUUACCCAGUCAGACUAACUAAUCCAGUAUCUCGUUUCAUGCAAGUGCGUUCCUUGCAGUAUCUCUGUCGCUUUGUUAUACGUCAGUAUACCAGAAUAGAUCUGAUUCAGAAACUGCCUUUGCCAAACAAAAUGAAGGAUUAUUUACAAGAAAAGCACUACUGAAGCUUAUGGGAAACUUGCAGCUUGCACUUUGGGAAUAACAACAACAACAACAAAUAAAAGAGUGGUUGAUACACAGUUUACAAACUUAAUUAUUACCUGGGAUUUUUUUGCUGCCAUAAUUUCAUUUUUGUGCAUAAAGAAAAAAAUGCAUUUUGAGUUUAAUGGAUAUUUGGGGGUUUUCUUUUUUUAAAUGAUCUCAAAGCAUUUUUUAGAAGAGUAAAAUAACUAUAUUUCAUUCAGUGUGCAAAAUAAUCACAAUGUGAAUGAUAAAUAUUGUCCUUAAACUCCCCAUUUCCUUUGCUGCUAAUCCACUGUGAUUUUUAUGCAUUUGAAGCACAUUUCUUGUGUUUUCAACCAUACGUAAAAAAUUGAAACUUGAUGGGAUAUAUUUUGUCAUUUUCAAUAGUCUGGGGUUUUUUUUGUUUUUUUCUUAAUUUUUAAAAAAAGUUUGGGGUAAAAUAAUACCCGUGUACCAAAUUUGGAUACAUGCUUAAAAUGAUCCCCUAAUAUCUAAUUAAAAACAUA
Thamnophis sirtalis is the source of this 2826-nucleotide messenger RNA. It is a transcript of the gene SOCS6, whose product is annotated as suppressor of cytokine signaling 6. NCBI's taxonomy places the organism in Eukaryota, Metazoa, Chordata, Lepidosauria, Squamata, Natricidae. Gene Ontology annotation, biological process: phosphatidylinositol phosphate biosynthetic process; regulation of growth; protein ubiquitination. The record is from RefSeq and is a predicted model, not a curated record. Gene Ontology annotation, molecular function: 1-phosphatidylinositol-3-kinase regulator activity. Gene Ontology annotation, cellular component: phosphatidylinositol 3-kinase complex.